Molecule: messenger RNA, 5702 nt
Organism: Pelmatolapia mariae (spotted tilapia)
Lineage: Eukaryota; Metazoa; Chordata; Actinopteri; Cichliformes; Cichlidae
Gene: gripap1
Product: GRIP1 associated protein 1
Exons: 31
Coding region: 67-2886 (939 amino acids)
Biological process (GO): regulation of neurotransmitter receptor transport, endosome to postsynaptic membrane; neurotransmitter receptor transport, endosome to postsynaptic membrane; regulation of modification of synaptic structure
Cellular component (GO): extrinsic component of postsynaptic early endosome membrane; glutamatergic synapse; postsynaptic recycling endosome
Source: RefSeq, a predicted model, not a curated record
GUCAGCUGCUGCGUCUCCUCCUCCGCUAGCUUAGCCUGCUAGCUCGCAGCAGCAGGGAAGGUAAACAUGGCUAUGUCGCAGGCUCUGUCCGAGGAGGAGUUCCAUCGGAUGCAGGCCCAGCUGUUGGAGCUGCGGACGCAGAACUACCAGCUGUCUGAUGAUCUCAGGAAGAACACGGCAGAGCUGAAUGCCGUCCGUCAGAAGAAUGUGGUUUUGGAAAGAGAUUUUGUCAAAGCACAGAAGGCCUUGAAUAAGAGUAAGAAAGCUCAGGAGGUGGAUGCUUUGCUGAGUGAGAAUGAGAUGCUUCAGGGGAAACUCCACAGUCAGGAGGAAGAUUUCAGACUACAGAACAGCACACUGAUGGCUGAACUCUCCAAGCUGUGUACACAGAUCGAGCAGCUGGAGCAGGAGAAUCAGUGCCUGAAGAAGGAAGGAGGAGCAGCCUCUGCAUCCCGCCCCCCACCUAACCCUGCAUCCAGCCCCGUGGAUGGAGAACUGCUCCGCCUCCAAGCAGAAAACUCCACCCUCCAGAAGAAAAUGAAGGCCCUGCAGGAGCGCUUCGACAAGGAGCUGCAGAGACAGGCGUCCGUUCAGGGCAACCAGAGUGCAACCACAGAGACUGACGGAUCAGCAGGUACCAAUGGAGUCUCUGAUGUCACAGGGACAGGGGAGGAGUCAUUGCCAGGAGGAGCCAAUGAGAGACUGGAACAGGCGGAGCCUGAGCUGCGGCAGACGGAGAAACAGCUACACGGCCUGUCAGAGAAGAGCGUAGAGAAGAUUGUAGCUAAGCAGGCAGCGCUAGGCUGGUCGGCUGCUCUCUGUCCAAUAACUCACUGCUUUGGACCAGAGCUGGAGAUGGCCCUGAACACCGAGCAGGAGGAGAAGAGGCUGCUGAAGGAGCAGAUCCACACCCUGGAGGCGUCCAAACAGGCUGAAAUCACCAAACUGCAGGAAGAAAUAACAAAGCUGUCUGACAAGCUAAAGAAGAAGCAGGAGAGUUUCCAGCGUCUGCAGACAGAAAAGGAGGCUCUGUACAACGACAGCAGGACAAAGAUCGAUGAGAUCAACCAAAGAAAAGAAGAAGAGCUGAAGGCCAUGAAUAUCCGUGUCCAGAAACUGCAGACGGACCUCAUGGCAGCCAAUCAGAUGGUGUCAGAGCUGAGAGAGCAGCUACAGAGCAAAGAGAAGGAACAUGAGGUUGCUCUGCACACACUGAAAGACGAGGUAGCCAGUCAGAGUGCAGUCAGUCAGGAACAGGUGGACAACAUCCUGCAGGAGAACGAUGCUCUGAGGACAAACCUAGCUGCUCUAGAACAGGAGAACAGUGCUCUGGGGACUGAUCUGUGCACGCUUGACCAGGAGAACAGUGCUCUGAGGACUAAUCUGUGCGCUCUUGAGCAGAUCCAGACGGUGAAGACGCAGGAAAUGAACCUGUUGCGAGAGCAGCAGGAGGCGCUGACGGGCGAACUGCAGCAGAGACGAACUGAACAGGAGAAUCUGCUGGCUCAGAGAGAUGACCUCAACUCCCAGCUGCAGGAGUCGAGUUUUGCCAACAGGAAGUUGUUGGAGCAGUUAACCGAAGAAGGACAAGAGAAGGAUAGACUGCUGAGAGAGCUGGACGAGGCUAAGAAGACAGCAGAGAAGAGGAAGGCCAUGCUGGAUGAGAUGGCCAUGCAGCUGAACCAGGAAAAGUCUGACCACAAGGAGGCGCUGUCAGACCUUAAACUACAUCACGAGAAAGAGGUUCUUGCAGUGAGGGCUCGAUACGAGAAGGAGCUCAGAGGACUUCAUGAAGAAAAGAAUCGCUCUGAGGAAGAAAUCCGACAGCAGCUUAGAGAUGAAAAGGCUCGGACAAAAGAGCUGGAGGGUUUACAGCCCCGAGUGGAGGAGCUGCUGAGUCAGGUCCAGUCCAUGGAGGGAGCCAAAGGAUGGUUCGAGAGACGGCUCAAAGAGGCUGAGGAGAAUAUAGAGAAGAACUCUCUGCAACAUCAGGAGGAAAUCGAGCAGCUGCGGAAAGAACACAAACUUCAGCUGGAGGAGAAGCAGUCAGAGAUGGAGAAACUGAAGCAGCAGCUGGUGGAGGUGGAGAAGCAGAGGGAGGAACACGGGGACACCAUCGGAAAACUCAAACAGGAGAUAAAGGACACGGUGGACGGUCAGAGGAUUCUUGAGAAGAAGGGAAGCGCAGCGCUGAAGGAUUUGAAGCGGCAGCUGCAGCUGGAGAGGAAGCGAGCAGACAAACUGCAGGAGAGGCUCCAGGAGAUUCUGACCAACAGCAAAACCAGGACAGGUUUGGAGGAGCUAGUUCUGUCAGAGAUCAACAGUCCCAGUCGAACUCAGCAGACCGGAGACUCGUCCUCCGUGUCCUCCUUCUCCUACAAAGACAUGAUGAAGGAGUCUCAGUCGACCAAUCAGAAUAAGUCCGGAGGAGGCAGCCCUCAGUCUCAGCGCCCCGCCGAAUUAUCCGAUGAUGAGGUUGGAGAGCUGUUCCAGCGGCUCGCUGAGGUUCAGCAGGAGAAAUGGAUGCUGGAGGAGAAGGUGAAACAUCUGGAGGUGAGCUGUUCAUCAAUGGCUGAAGACAUCUGCAGAAAGAGCGCCAUCAUAGAGACGUACGUGAUGGACAGCCGCAGAGAUGUGUCGGGGAGCACGGUCGGAGGUCACGGAGGCUCUCAGGGAGACCGGGGAGGUCUGGGUUCGGUCCUAAGAGAGCUGGUGAAACCAGGAGACGAGAAUCUGAGGGAGAUGAACAAGAAGCUGCAGCACAUGUUGGAGGAGCAGCUCACCAAGAACAUGCACCUGCAGAAGGACCUGGAGCUGUUGUCCCAGGAAUUAGUUCGUCUCAGUAAAGAGAGCAGUCCCGGUAGCAGUGCAGCUGGGUCAGGAUGAGGCUAUCACCUGGAUUAAUCCAUGUAGUCACUUCCAUCUCACUACCAUUCACCUCAGCUGGAAGGUGUCAGCCAGACUCAAGCUAACACCUGGAACCAAGUUUUCUUCCUUACCCCAUCUCUGCGCUAAGACCUGCUGUAGGCUCUGACUACUGCCUGAAGCUGUUAUGUUUUCACCAUUUCAGCCUGCAUCCUGGGUUGUGACUAAAUGCUGAAAUAAUGUCCAUGUCAUGCUUUUCAGCCUGGAGGAAGCAGUACUUUUUAAAGGCGUAGAAGAAGGCACUGAAUGGAAACACUGAGGAUAUUAAAAGCUGGCCUCAACUCAUGUACGUCUAUGUUGAAUGUACUGUAAUUAGACCGCACUGCUCAGUUUGCUCUGAGUCCUGGCUACGACCUGCAGUGGUCACAUUAUAACAGACUCGUGCUUUCUGUUGUCUGUAAAUCUUUGCUUUCACUGGUUUCUACUUUAUGUCUUAACGCUCUGAUGUCUGUCUGUCAGGGCCUGGCUAUAUCCUGAAGGACGCUUAUCCUAAAUGACUGACAUUGGUUCCUGUAUGCAGUAACUCUGUUGUGAUCUGAUUAUGUCCCGUCUGCUAAAGAAUCGCACAUUACUGAGUAUGUGGGCUAUGUCUAUGCUGUCAGCUGACCUUUUUGAUCUUCUUAGGGAACCAAAUGUAAUAUUUGUAUCAGGUCAUCAUGACACCUGAUUAACGCCCCAACCCAAUUUAAAAGAUGCAGUAUUUGCGUAUUUUAUUCUGAAAGUUCAGUUCACCACUGCCUUGUCUUUCCUGCCUGCAUGGUGGUCAGGUCUCUGUUGUGGUGUCCUCUAUGUCAUUCAAACUCUCGUCCAGAUGUGUUCACUUCUGACUUUUAUGUCAGUGGGUGAUGUCACAGUGGCUACAACCAUCUAACCACCAACAGAUUCCAGAGCAGACCGUAGACUCUGAGGUGAAUGACAUCAAAGACGCCACAGAAACUAAGUAGUACGAGGCUAGCUGUUUAGCAGCAACUGAGCUUUCAAAAUAAAAUACUUACUUUGGACUUUUUAAGCAGUUUCAACCAGAGAAUGAGCGAUAGUCCACCAGCUGUUGCAGCUUUAAACACCUUUUCUUUGUUGAAACUCAAGUUUUACAGGUUAUAGUUAAACUGUGAUGACACUAAAAAAAAACAAAAAACACUUCUUAUUAAGUGUUUUUCUAAAAGAACUUCAUUCCAUAGGAAAGCUUGUUUGCUUUAACAGAUUUAACAUAACCACCAGAAAAAAUAAAUGCCUGUACCUUAAAACUACCUACAAAUGUUCACGUUAAACUUCCUGUUAAUCUGUCAGCUGGUGUCACACGUUAACUGAUUGUGUCCUUAGAUUAAUUAAGAGUUGCUUUAUCUGUCUGUGUUGGGCUGUGGCUACGUCCAGGAGUUCAGAGUGUGAAAUGUCUUAGGCGUCACAGGUACUCUGUGCAGCUAUUUUGCAUCCCAGCCUUUAUUCAUUGCUUUUUAUACACUUUGGGAUGCAAAAUGGUCUCCCGUGUGUUUCAGCGCCUGCCACCAGAACAGUCAUUAAAAUCCAUCAGGGAUGGCAAAGGGAUCCAGGCUUAGACUAUUAGCUGGAUUUUCAGACACAGUUUCUUUUGUCGAACCUAGUGCGACCGUGUUUCUGUGUUUCGAUGGCUUUUAUUCAAAAUAACAUCGCAGAGAAAUAAAAACUGAAACGCUAAAAUAUUAAAACACCAGAUUUGGUGAUCAUGUUUCCCUUUGUUUUAGUCAGGUUAUUUUGGAUAAAAUCUGGUUUAAAAACAUUGAUGACAAACAGCAAUCAGUAAUAGCUGGACAAUGAAAAAUCUGCACAGCUUUAAUUAGCGUGACGCAGCCUGGGAUCCACAAUGGUUCAACAAAAGCUAAAUGACUGCCUUGGUGUGGUCUGUGUCUAUAUCCUGGAUGAAAAGAACUCGUAACAUUUCUUGCACUAUUAUCAGUUUGUGAAUACUUCCCUCUUUACCGGAGUCACCAAAUGGCACACAAGAAAGACCGUUUUCAGGGUUGUUUUUUUUUUUUUUUUGCUUUUCUGCAGGGUGGGUCUAUUUCCUGCUCUAUAAUGUUCACUGACUUUGACUGUAUCGUUGCAUUUAUUUCUGUUUUGUGAAAUCUGGCAGGAAGUGACAGACACUUCCUUUUUGCGUUGCCUUUGUUUCUUCUGGACUCUGGAUCAUGGGCCCUGACUACGCCCUGGAUUAUACUCUGCCCCAGGCUAGCUCCAUCUAACUGGGCUGUGAUUAUAUUCUGGACAUUAUGCUUGUAACAGAUUUUGUGUUUUAUGUUAUAACUGCCUGUAUAUCACUGCUUUUUUGUUUGUUUGUUUGUUUUUUUGUGUACACUGCAACACAUAUCCAGCGCCGUCUGAUGUUAGGAGUUUAAAAUGUCAACAUGUGGGAGGAAAACUCGAGCUGUUUUUGGUGCAGCUUUAAGGAUUUUCAAAUCUUAAGCUCAAGGGUGUUUAAACCAAACAUUAAAAAACUGAAAAUUUCCCCAAAAUGAUCACUUAGCAGUUGAGCUGCACCACAAUCAGAUCUCUUUUUUUCCACUUUUGCUUCAAAGAUGGCACUAACCUGAUCCAGUGGGAUUGGUCUAUGUGCUGGACAGGGACUCGGCUGGAGCUUUUUGUUUUUGUUUGUAAUGUUUAAAUCUGUACAUAAACGCUGCGAUAUGACUUCUAACUGUAUGAAAAAUCAACUGAUCUAUUUAUGAAGCUGAUGAUAAUCAUGACGCUAAUUAUUGUAACUAUGACGAAAUGUGAUUUAAAAAAAAAAUACUGUCUGAACAUGA